CACAGCACACGACCACAAACACGUAAAGAAAAAUUGCAUUCAUUCAAUUAUAACAACAACGGCACCAUGGAGCGACUCAAAGGUGAAGGGGUCCAAGACUGGCUCAGUCAACAUCUCACUGCUCCUUGGCAGGGACAUCAGACUGUGGCUUCUGAACUAGGAAAUGACAUCAUUGCCAACAUUAAAGAACGUUGGUCUCAACUCGACAGUGUGGUCCGUCUUGGCGUGCUCUUCUCAUUGAUCAGUCUUAAGAAAGCUCAACAACUACAACUCAAAGAUAAAUGUCAGGAGUUAAUAGAUCAUGCGUGCUCGGAUCCAGACGACUGGGUCCGACUGAUCUCCCAGAUGUUCAAAGACUAUCCAACAGAAGGAAUAUUGCGUUUUAACGUGGAACAGUUUGCAGACCAAGCGCAGCUUGGUUCUCUCAUGGAUGAACUCACCAAUCACAUCUCACAUGAUGGAAUCAAAUUUCAUCCAAAGGAGUUUGCAUAUUUGAAUGAUUCGGUUUGUAAAGCGGCCCAAGGAAAGGAUCCAAAGACAAAGACAUAUCCACCAAUCACAGGGCCCUCGCUACAACAACACUUCAACCUCCGGGAAUCACACCUCACUAUUCACACAGAGCGAGCUAAGAAGCUUAAGAAGAUGGCUGAACAAGCAUCGUCUGCUGCAGGUAACUUGUCUAUUUCCAUCGGUGGUACGGGCGUCGUAGGAUCUGCUGGGGGACCCCUUUCAGCCACUUCACCUGUUGGCCCAGGAUUAGGAUCAGCAGGCUUAACAGGAACUGGGGGCAAUGUAGCGGCUGGUGGAUCAGCAGCAACAGCGGGAUUGUCAUCGACACAGACUGUCCCUGGUGGACCCCCUCGGCCAACAAAAAACGCUUCCACAGGACUUUUUGUGCGUAAACCUACAGGGUCGUUUCUACGGAAUAACCCUCCGCGACCAAUGCCCAUACCUAGAAACCCUUCAACAGGGCAGCUUCCUCUUCGGUCACCAAGACUUGAUGGGUCUACUACACCACGUUUAAAUCAAAAAUCAAGUCGUAUUCAAAUCUUGGAUAUCCAGCAAGGAAAUGAAAUCAUGCAGAAUAUGAAUGACGAGAAGAGGAGGAAAGAAGAAGCUGAGCAGCGUGAGAAGGAAUUAAAGAAAGAGCAAAGAGCAUUGGAAUUGGAAGCCAAACGCCAGCAGGAUGCAGAAAAGAAGGCACAGGUCCAGAAAGAGAGAGAAGAGAAGAAACGCGAACGUGAGGAGGCCAAGAGAUUAAAAGAAAAACAGAAACAAGAUCGGGACGAGCAGCUGCGACAGCAGCGGCAACAUAAGGAGCAAGACCAGCAACAAGACCAAGAUCGACCACGUGGGCCUGAUGAGGAUGAAGAAGAAGAGGAUGACGAAGGAACCCUUUCUUCUUUGCCUGUCCGGAAACGGACGCGUAUUGCUAGCAUUAGUAGCUCGCGCAGAGGAUCCAAGGAUGACGGUGAUGAUGAAGACAAUUAUGAACAAAUGGAUCGCUCCUCUGGCGUGGAACCACCUAGCCCUAUUACGACGCCCUCGCGUAACCAACAAAACGAACAGCCAACACCCGAGGGCCAUCUCAAUAGCGAACAGUCUAUCAGCAACUCACAUACUCCUCCGCAGUCUUCCCAUCAGCCACAACAGUCUAGUAACGUGUUGGCGGAUCACCCCACAAUCUUCCAAAAUAUCAAUCUUUUGACUCCAGAAGACAGAGUAUAUAUUGAGGCAUUCUUGCAAGGACAUCCCAUGAAACGACCACAUGAGAAUGAAUCUCUGUAUCAGAUUGUUAUGAACCAGGAACAAGUGACGGAUGCUUCAGGCCGGCCGAUGUACGAAACCAUAUUGAUUGAAAUGAAUUUUGACACGGGUGAGUGGAAGAAGAUCAAGAGACGUCGAGCAAAACCUCAUGUACCAACAACUUCAGCACAACAAGUGCAUCCAAGUAAUUAGAAGUAAUAAUAAAGUAACC
Molecule: messenger RNA, 1978 nt
Organism: Lobosporangium transversale
Lineage: Eukaryota; Fungi; Mortierellomycota; Mortierellomycetes; Mortierellales; Mortierellaceae
Exons: 6
Coding region: 67-1959 (630 amino acids)
Source: RefSeq, a predicted model, not a curated record